GGGUGGCCGCCUGGGCCGAGGGGCUCCUGGGCUGCUCAGGCCCUGGGUGAGGAGGCUCAGCUGCUCUCCGCAGACUUGCUGCUGGGUUGGGGUUGCCAGAAAGGGCCCCGCCCCACCCCUCCCUACCUGGCUCAGGGCUCAGGAAUGGUGUGCCCGGAAACUCAGGAGACCUGUGCCGACCUGAAAUAAGGGCCAGGGCGCCCGCCAGGUGCCAGGCGGAAGGCCUGGGACCUUCAAGCAAACCGGCGCAGACCGCCCUUCCUUCCUCUGUCCCGCACUGCCCCCCACAACACGUGCAGCCCCCCUGCUCGCCCUGCACUCUAGAAGGGGCCGUCCUUCAGUCCACUCUGGAUCCCCAGGGAGCCAAGGCCAAGGGCAGGGCAGCCCUCUCCUCUCAUCAGCUGGACAGCAGGAGGCUUCCAAGGCUGCUGGCGGCCAGGCUCUGAGCUGCUGCGGGCGAGGCGGGGGCAGCAGACAUGGCCUUUGUCCUCGAUGUCUCUGAGACCCCAGAGGACCAGGGCAGCUGGGAGCCCAGCCCCGACGAUGAGAGCGAGGUGCACCACUCCUUCCACCAGCUGAUCCGGGAGCAGAGCCAGAGGGCGGCCGAGGAGGGGCUGGAGCUGCAGCCCCUGGGCCUGGGGGCCGGGACCCUGGGGGCCGAGACCCUGGGGGCCGCAGGCAGUGACCGCCAGGCCCUCCUGGGGCCCGAGGACGCAGCUGUCCACAGUGCAGCCACGCUCCGCAUCUUGGCCAGCAUGCCCAGUCGCACCAUUGGCCGCAGCCAUGGCGCCAUCAUCUCCCAGUUCUACAAUCGCACCGUGCAGCUGCGGCGCCGGGCCAGCCGGCCGCCGCUCGGCGACCUGGGGCACUCGGCCCGGCCCAGCCUCCGCCUGUACGACCUGGAGCUGGACUCUACGGCCCUUGAGGAGGAGGAGAAGCGGGCCCUCCUGGUGAAGGAGCUGCAGGGCCUGACUCUGGCCCAGCGGGACCACAUGCUCCGGGGCAUGCCCCUUGGCCUGGCUGAGAAACGCCGCCUGCGAGAGGAGACCCGGACCCCGAGGGGCAAGCAGCGGGGCCGUCCCAGGUUCCCUUCCUGCUGCAGCCGGUUCCCAUACGCCCGAGUCCCGGCCUUGCACCACCUGGGGCCCGGGCUGCUGCUGGGGCUCCGCGGCCUGGCGCCCUGGCACUAUACCCUGAAGCAGAUCGGGGGCCAGUUCGGCUCCAGCGCGCUGUCCUACUUCCUGUUCCUCAAGACCCUGCUGGCCUUCAACGUGCUGCUGCUGCUCCCCCUGCUGGCCUUCGUGGUCGGCGUGCAGGCCGCCUUCCCGCCUGCGCCCCGGGGCCCCGUCCCCACCUUCACCGGCCUGGAGCUUCUCACUGGUGGGGGCCGCUUCACUGACACCGUCAUGUACUACGGCUACUACAGUAAUGUUACCCUGAACCGGCCAUGCGCCAGCCAACGGGAUGGCGACCAGUGCGCCCCUGAGGCAGCCAGCCUGCCCUACAGCAUGCCCCUGGCCUACCUCUUCACUGUGGGUGCCGCCUUCUUUAUCACCUGCAUCACCCUGGUGUACAGCAUGUCCCGCUCCUUCGGGGAGAGCUACCGAGUCGGCAGUGCCUCCGGGGCCCAUGCCGUCACUGUCUUCUGCUCCUGGGACCACAAGGUGACUCAGAGAAGGGCCUCCCGCCUGCAACAUGACAACAUCCGGACGCAGCUGAAGGAGCUGCUGGCUGAGUGGCAGCUGCAGCGCCGCCCCAGGGGCCUGUGUGGACGGCUGCGCCGGGCGGCUGUGCUGGCGCUCGCGUGGCUGCUGUGUCUGGGGACCACGCUCGGGUGCACCGUGGCCGUUUACGCCUUCUCUGAGUUCACGAUCAAGAGCCCAGUGUCUGCAGAGCGAGAGGGGGCGCUGCUGGGCCUGCCCUUCGUGGUCGGCCUCCUGAACCUGGCGGCGCCCUACCUGUACCGGGGGCUGGCCGUCCUGGAGCGGCAGGACUCCCCUGUGAUGGAGGUGUACGUGGCCAUCUGCAGGAACCUCAUCCUCAAGAUGGUCGUCUUGGGGAUUCUUUGCUACCACUGGCUGGGCCGCAGGGUGGGCGCCCUGAAGGACCAGUGCUGGGAGAACUUCGUGGGCCAAGAGCUGUACCGCCUCGUGGUGACAGACUUCCUCUUCACGCUGCUGGACACGCUCUUCGGGGAGCUGGUGUGGAGGCUCAUCUCUGAGAAGCAGCUCAGGAGGGGAAAGCCUGAGUUUGACAUUGCCCGGAACGUUCUGGAGCUGAUCUACGGGCAGACCCUGACCUGGCUGGGGGUCCUCUUCUCGCCCCUCCUGCCCGCAGUGCAGGUCAUCAAGCUGUUGCUGCUCUUCUAUGUCAAGAAGUGGGGACAGUAUCCCUGGGGGACAGCCGGAGAUGGCGUUCAUAAAACGCUGGCCCAGCAGACCUUGGAUCCGUGGAGGUGGCUGCAUACAAGUGACCCCAGACAAGCCGUCCCCACGUGCCUCGGUCUCCCCUCUGUAAAUGGGGUGUGGCUGGUGCUUCCUGAGCCUUGGGCUGAGAUUCGAGUGUUUGCCUCUCUGUUGCCCGCCCUGUCCUGGGGUCCCACUCAGGCCUCACCACUCUUCCCUUGGGGGUCCUGGGGAAAGGAGUGUGGCUGGGUGGUGGCAGAACGCAGCCUUUGUCCCCAGACCAGCCUGAUGGCCAACUGCCAGGCACCCCGCAGGCCCUGGCUGGCGUCUCACAUGAGCACCGUCUUCAUCUCGCUGCUCUGCUUCCCCUCCUUCCUGGGCGCUGCCAUCUUCCUCUGCUACGCCACCUGGCAGGUGAAGCCCUCGGACCUCUGCGGGCCCUUCCGGACCCUGGAUACCAUGUAUGAGGCCGGCAAGGUGUGGGUGCACCGCCUGGAGAGGGCAGGCCCCAGGGUCUCCUGGCUGUCCUGGGUCCACCGGUACCUGGUGGAAAACACCUUCCCUGUCUACCUGGUGUCGGCCCUGCUGCUGGCCAUGAUCUACCUCAACAUCCAGGUGGUGAAGGGCCAGCGGAAGGUCAUCAGCCUCCUCAAGGAGCAGAUCAGCAACGAGGGGGAGGACAAAAUCUUCUUAAUCAACAAGAUUCACUCUGUCUGCGAGAGGAAGGACAGGAGCAGGGCUGGUAGGACCCAGGCAGCUGCGACACCCCCGGCCAUGGAUGCAGACAAUUGGGACCCCUGGCAGGACAGCUCGGGGCCCAGCAGCCCUGCCUCUGCUCACGGUCUCGGCUCGGUUCCCACAGCUCUGCAGACGCAGACCCCAACCUGAGACUGUGCUGGCUUCUCUGGUGACCCUGCUGGGACAUCACGGGCCAGGUGACAGGACUCUGCAGCCUGUCCAAGGCUGGAGUCAGAGAGUCCACAGUGGGGCUGGGGUGCCCCCAGGGGACCGCACCCUGCCUGGUACUCUAUUUAUUCUGAUUAAACAUGUUUUGCAAAAUGG
Artibeus jamaicensis (Jamaican fruit-eating bat) is the source of this 3467-nucleotide messenger RNA. RefSeq names its product transmembrane channel like 6 (gene TMC6). Gene Ontology annotation, molecular function: mechanosensitive monoatomic ion channel activity. Lineage: Eukaryota; Metazoa; Chordata; Mammalia; Chiroptera; Phyllostomidae. The transcript has 22 exons. The record is from RefSeq and is a predicted model, not a curated record. Bases 477 to 3293 code for a protein of 938 amino acids. Gene Ontology annotation, cellular component: plasma membrane.